Messenger RNA from Prunus armeniaca (apricot), 1227 nucleotides. NCBI's taxonomy places the organism in Eukaryota, Viridiplantae, Streptophyta, Magnoliopsida, Rosales, Rosaceae. The record is from the annotation of a GenBank genome assembly.
AUGGAUCCUCUCUCAAUGCAAGAAGAAUAUACGGCCCUUAUAAAGAACCAAACUUGGUCCCUCGUUCCUUCUACACCAAACAUGAACAUCGUAGGCUGUAAAUGGGUUUUCAAAGUUAAGCGAAAAGCUGAUGGCACUAUUGAAAGACACAAGGCACGCUUAGUUGCCAAGGGCUUUAAUCAAAUGGAGGGCCUUGACUAUGAUGAAACAUUUAGUCCCGUUGUCAAGCCAGCUACUAUUCGUACUAUCUUAACUAUUGCUCUUUCCAGGAAUUGGCCCUUGCAACAACUUGAUGUUCGUAAUGUCUUUUUAAAUGGUAUCUUACAUGAUGAGGUUUACAUGAAGCAGCCCCUAGGUUUUGCUGACCCACUUCGCUCCCAAUAUGUCUGCAAACUCCACAAGGCAAUCUAUGGCCUUAAACAGGCCCCCGUGCAUGGUAGUACUCUUCCUGCAGUUAACAAAUUCAUUGAUGACUUAUGUUCAACCUUUGAUAGUCGCAGGCUGGGAGAGCUCAAUUUUUUUCUUGGCAUGGAAGUUUGUCGCACCAAUGGCUAUCUAUCAAUCUCUCAAGCUCGUUAUGCAUCUAACCUUCUCACCAAAUUUAAUAUGGCAGCAUGUAAACCAAGUCCCACACCACUGCUCUCCUCCACUAGACUCUCUGCAAAUGAUGGUGAUCCAAUCUCUGACCCCACACUGUACCGAAGCAUGGUUGGGGGCCUCCAGUACCUCACUCUGUCUCGCCCCGAUAUCGCUUUUGCCGUGAAUCAGGUGUGCCAAUUCAUGCAUCAUCCAUGUUCCACUCACCUCCAGGCUGUUAAAAGGAUCUAUCGCUACAUUAAGGGCACUCUUGAGCAUGGCCUUCUCUUUCGUGCUUCUGCUAACCUCAUUUUGCGAGCCUUCUCCAACGCUGACUGGGCCGGCUCCAUUAUGACCGCCGCUCUACUACAGGGGCAUGUGUUUUCCUUGGUCCUAAUCUUCUCACUUGGACUACUAAGAAACAAUCCACCGUAUCCCGCUCAAGCUCUGAAGCCGAGUAUCGGGCACUUGCUACCACUGCAGCUGAGCUUCGUUGGUUUGGCUACUUGUUUCGAGAGUUGGGUAUUCCUCUUCGUUCCCCUCCAUGUAUCUUUGUCGACAACAUAUCUGCCCUCCACAUGGCCGCGAAUCUCGUCUUCCAUGCUCGUACCCGCCAUAUUGAAAUCGACUACCAUUUUGUUCACGAGUUAA